Molecule: messenger RNA, 630 nt
Organism: Choloepus didactylus (southern two-toed sloth)
Lineage: Eukaryota; Metazoa; Chordata; Mammalia; Pilosa; Megalonychidae
Product: transcription initiation factor TFIID subunit 11-like
Exons: 1
Coding region: 1-630 (209 amino acids)
Biological process (GO): RNA polymerase II preinitiation complex assembly; transcription initiation at RNA polymerase II promoter
Cellular component (GO): nucleus; transcription factor TFIID complex
Molecular function (GO): transcription coactivator activity; protein heterodimerization activity
Source: RefSeq, a predicted model, not a curated record
AUGGACAAGGCCCGCGAGGCGCCCACGGGCAAAGCAGGGGCAGCGCAGUGGGAAGAGAAGUCCAUCGCCCCCUGGAGCCUGGGAGUCCCCGACAGGGACAGAAUCCCAGGAGACACUGACAGGGACCCAGAGGCGGAUUUGGUGGCAGACGUGGCAGCGGAGGAAGAGGAGCCCCUGUGUCAGGACCGCUUAGAUUUAGCAGCAGUGGGAAGGGACGACUCAUGGCUUCUUCGCCCUGAAGCCAGAAAACAGAAAAUAGAUUCCAAAGGUAGGAAAGCAAAGAAGCAGAAGGUGGAGGAAGACGACAGUAAGAAGAUGCAAACCCUCUUUUCUGCCUAUUCUGAGGCGCGGCUGCAACGUUACGAAAUGUAUCGCCGGUCAGCCUUCCCUCGCGGGGCCCUGGAAAGGCUGAUGGAGUCCAUCACCGGCUCGUCGGUGUCUGAAAACGUCCUCAUCGCCAUGGCCGGGAUUUCCAAGGUCUUCGUCGGGGAGGUGGUAGAAGCAAUCCUGGACGUGUGUGAGCAGCGGGGAGAGAGGCCGCCCCUCCAACCCAAGCAUUUGAGGGAGGCUGUUCGGAGGUUAACAUCCAAAGGGAAAAUCCCCAAAUCGAAGCACCGGAGAAUCUUCUAG